AGAGGGGCGCGCGCUGCACCUGUCAGUCAGCGCGUCACUUCCGCCCGCUGCCGCCGCUACCGUUGGGGACCCCCCGCUCGCGGAGGCGCGCUCGGGCGACGUGAGCGGCUCAGGGCACGGACGGACGGACAGCGCCCGGGGCGGCGGAGCGGCGGCAGGCGGCCAGGGCGGCGGAGGCCGAGGGAGGAGGUCCGCAAGGAGAGCGAAGAGGCCAGGAGAGGCCCGCGCCGGCCCCCGGGGUAGGAAGAGGCGGAGGAACCUGCUGCUGGUGCUGAGGACGGCGGGGAGGGCGAGUCACCCGGCAACGAUUAACUGCUGAAGUACUGAUCGAGUUCUGCUAUUCUUCAAUGAGGAACUACAGGCUGAUCUUUUGCCAUAAUCUUAAACAACCAUAAAUGACAAAAGAAUGCUUGGUCAGUGAGGGCAGCUGGCGCAGAAAACGUUUUUCAAACUCGGCUGUUUAAGUACUCUGAGAAAAGACAGCUUUGAUUUUUGGCUGCAAAAAGAUAUGAGGAAGAGCUCCUCCCCUUCCUUGAGUAACUGCAACUCUGUUCUUGCUAACAAAAUAUUUGGAAUUCCACUUGAUGAGCUGCAGCAAGAAGGGCAACCAGACAAUGAGGUUCCAUUCAUAGUCCGCCAUGUCGUGGACUAUAUUGAGGAACAUGGAGGUCUGGAACAAGAAGGACUUUUUCAAGUCAAUGGGAAUGCUGAGACAGUGGAGUGGCUUCGGCAACGAUAUGAUAAUGGAGAAGAUGUGGACCUGGUUAAAGAAGCAGAUGUACCCUCAGCGAUUAGCCUUCUCAGAUUUUUUCUUCAAGAACUUCCAGAGCCAGUUAUCCCAGGCAGUUUGCACACACACUUAAUGCAACUUUCUCAAGAUUAUAAUAAUGAAGAUGAGUUUGGAAGAAAGCUGAGGUUCCUCUUGCAGCAGCUUCCACCUGUUAAUUACAGUCUGUUGAAGUUUCUGUGUAAAUUUUUAGCUAACGUAGCAUCGCAUCAUGAGGAAAUUUGGUCAGCAAGUUCUUUAGCUGCAGUCUUUGGCCCGGAUGUUUUUCACAUUUACACAGAUGUGGAGGAUCUGAAAGAACAAGAACUGGUUAGCAGAAUAAUGGCAGGACUUCUGGAGAACUACUAUGAAUUCUUUGAAAAUGAAGAGGAAGAUUUUUCAUCUACUAACGAUCUGAGCUCAAUAACUGAGCAGAUCAAUGAUCUCUUGGAAGAGGAAGAGGAUGUAAAGCUAGAGCAGUCUGAAGAACUUCCAGAAGAUGGCACAGAGAAACCUGUUGAAAGGCCAGCUGUGGUGCAUCUAGAUAUGACAGGGAGUCUCUCGGAUUCCAGGAGUGUUACAGCGUCAACAAGUGCUCAUAUCUCUCCCAUAAGUAUCUUGCCAGCCUCUGCAGACAUUUUAGAAAGAACAAUUAGAGCAGCUGUGGAACAGCACCUUUUUGACCUGCAGAGCAGCUUGGAUAAUGAUCUGAAACACAUACAGCAACACAGACUGAGCUGUAACAGCGAAGCAAACAAUCCCAGUGGGGAUGAAGAAGGAUCUAACAACCAGAAUGAUGUUAAUGAAGAUAAUGACACUGGUAGCAGUGAGAAUGCAGGAGACUGCUCUGAAGUUUUGGGUUGCACUGAUGUAGAUGGUGAAGCUAUGAAACGUGAUACUGUAACUGAGGAAGAAGAAAGCAUUCAGGUACCAGCCCUUCCUUCUGCUCAGACUGCAGUCGUGUUAUUGGAGCCCUGUGAUGAAGAUGCAGAUGUUGAUGGAGAAAAUAACAGUGAAGGGCAAAAUAGUUUAUUGCUUGAUGGCAAUGACAGAAUAUCUCCAGAGAUAUUGCUGGAUUCAAGUAGCAAGACUUGUGAUCUUAAUGCAAACACUGAUUCAGAGGUGUUGGAGGAUGGCAGUGUUAAUGUUUCUGAGGAAGCCCUGGGUGUCCAAGUGCCACGUCUAGAUCUGAAGAAUGUAUCUGAUGGUGACAAAUGGGAAGCGCCAUGCCCUAUCACUUUCCCCCUCAUUGAUUUCAAAACAAUGCAUCUGCAGAGAGAAGGGGAGGAUCCGUUUCCUGCUUUCAAAUCUUGGCAGGAGGACAGUGAGUCUGGAGAAGCUCAGCUUUCCCCGCAGGCUGGGAGGAUGACUAAUCAUCCGCUGGAAGAGGACUGUCACCCGAUACUGUCGCAUCGUAGCCUGGACUUUGGGCAAAGCCAGCGGUUCUUACACGAUCCAGAAACCUUAGAUUCUUCAUCCAAAGCACUUUCUUUUGUUAGAACACGAAGGUCAUCCUUUAGCUCAAAAGAUGACAAAAGGGAAGACAGGACACCUUACCAGCUUGUCAAGAAAUUACAGAAAAAGAUAAAGCAGUUUGAAGAACAAUUUGAAAAAGAGAAAAACAGUAAGCCCUCCUACAGCGAUAUUGCAGCCAAUCCAAAGGUUUUAAAAUGGAUGACUGAACUUACCAAACUGAGAAAGCAAAUCAAAGAUGCAAAACAGAGGAGCUCAGAUGGAGAAUUCAUACCUCAGCCACGUCCACGAAGUAACACUCUUCCAAAAAGCUUUGGUUCCUCCCUUGACCAAGAGGAUGAAAAAAAUGGAGACGAGAUGAGUGUUGUGCAGAAAGAGAAGAAGCCCACCAAGGAAGCCACCCUGGAACUCAUUUUGAAGAGAUUAAAGGAAAAACGAGUUGAGAGAUGUCUGCCAGAAGACAUAAAAAAAAUGACAAAGGACCAUUUGGUAGAAGAGAAAACAUCUCUCCAGAAAAGCCUCCUCUAUUAUGAAAGUCAGCAUGGACGGCCGGUUACUAGAGAAGAAAGACAUAUUGUGAAGCCACUUUAUGACAGAUACAGACUUGUAAAACAAAUGUUAACUAGAGCAAGCAUUACUCCUAUUCUUGGGUCACCAUCAACCAAGAGGCGGGGGCAGAUGUUGCAGCCCAUUAUUGAAGGGGAAACUGCCCACUUCUUUGAAGAAAUUAAGGAAGAGGAGGAAGAAAGUGAUGGUUUGUCUGCAGACCUGAAUGAUAUCUUAAAAGCUGCUGCCCAAACCCAGCCUGUUUUAAGCCCAGUUGAAAACUCUGAGUCUGAUGUUGAAGAUGGUCAAGAGAAACUGACCCGAGACCUGAGGCUGUCAAGCACCCGGGCUGCUUCUAUGCCUGAAUUGUUAGAGCAGCUGUGGAAAGCCAGAGCUGAAAAGAAGCAGCUACGUAAGACACUGCGAGAGUUUGAAGAGGAGUUCUAUCAGCAGAAUGGAAGGAAUGUUCAGAAAGAAGAUCGAGUUCCCAUGCUGGACGAGUACAGGGAGUACAAGAAAAUCAAAGCCAAGCUGAGGCUGUUGGAAGUCCUGAUCAGCAAACAGGAUUCUUCAAAGUCAAUUUAAAUUCUGUUCCUCCAACCCAUUGAAUCACCUGAUGUUUCCAUAUGCUACCACUGUACUUACCGGGUGCUUGUGUUCAUUUGUCAUGCACUGUGGAAAGAAUCCAGCUUGUGCACUUUAUUGUGGUGCCACUAGAACACGUUUGCAGGGUGAGUGGGUCCUGUCUAGAGAGCAGGUGAUACUUCCAAGCUUGAGACUGCUCUGUCCAACUUUAGCAAACACAGUUUCCAUCAGAGCCUUGUCUUACAGAUGCAUCCAUCUUGUUCCAAAACAACCAUAGCUUUGAUUUUAGGUAUUUUUGGUUUUUCUUUUAGCAUUCAAGUACUUUGAGACUUUUGUUCUUAACCACCUUGUUGCAUUGUUGAAGAAGUGAUCAAUACCAUAAUGCUUCACUGAACUACUCCUCUGGCCUAGGGUCUUUUUAUUACGGAGGGCAAAACAAAGAGGCAAAUGUAAACGUGCAGCUCUUUUCCCUGGAACACUCUAAAACCAGACUGAAAUUCCUUUCAAAAGACUGCUGUGGAACAACUGGUAGGGGUUUUUUUUGGCAUUCUAAAUUGCAUCUGUUACACAGUAAUCAUUACCACCUCUGGAUUUUGCUCAGUAGUGGUCACUCUUGCUCCUUGAUAAAGAUGCCGGUGGACAAAGCAGAAAGUGACCUUGCUUUUAGUGUCUUUUAAAACUGGGAAAGAACCUGCAGAGUUCUAUCACAUGCUGCCUACAGGACUUGUGUUACUGUUGCUCAUUUUCUCAUGGUCUGGGUUGUUGUUCAUCAGCUAGUGGUGACAUAGUGUUUUGUCUGAAUCGAUGCUGCAUCUCCGCUUGAGGAAGAGCUGAGGAACGUAAGGAGCGUUUCGGUGCGCGAUGGCACUCGGCCUUGUGCAAGCUCCAGCUAAAAAGAGCUGGCUUAGGACAGUUGCAAUUCCACUGUACCUGAAGUAAGUGUGGUAUCAAGGGCUAAAAUCAGUGUAGUUCAUGUGCACCACAGGGUGGAAAAAAGAAUAAAUUACUGCUGUUUAUCAACGGUUUUGUUUUACAGUUGGAGAAUAAAAAAUGUUACCUAACUCUUACGAUGUAAGCAAAACAGUUUAUGGGCCUUGCAUGAUUUAGCUUCAGAGUUGAAACAAAUGUUUUGAGUAUCACAUCUGCUGUGCUGAAUGAUGAUUUAGCUCCUAGCUUUAUGCUCUGCAACAGCCAUCAGCAGCUGGGUUUGAUCUGGCAGAACUCUGUAACUGUUCAUUUGAACUGGUGCUUUCUCCGGGUUUUGGGUUUAGUUUCGUUUUGUUUUCUCUUCGGUGUAUCAGUUUGUGGCCACGUUUUGCAUGCACUGCUCUCCCUGCAUGUUUGGGUGACUGGCGAAUGGCAGCGUAGCAAUGAUUCCCACUGCUCUGUGAAAGACCAAAACCGAACUUCUCCUUCGGCGGCGCUAAGAAACGGCUGGCAUGUAACCUCCUAGACUCGCUCUGCUCUCUUGAAGCAUAUGAAAUAGGUUGGAAGUAGGCUUCGUAGUGCUCAGAUUCCAUCUGUGUACUGUAGAGUACUUCUUGAUUUAUUUUACUCUGCUCGUAGGCGUUGUCCUUUUGGACUUGAGAACAAAAAAAGCACUAAAACUCUCGAGCACUGGUGGUAUGCCUUCUCUUUUUUUUUUCCCUCCUUCUUUCUCCUUUCCUUUUUUUAACUGCAAGAUGACCUGGGACCUUAGAGAACGAUGAGGUUAACCUAGUCUUGAGACCAUUUCUCAGUUUGACUCAGUUCCAUUGUGCAAUGUCCACUUCAGCUACUUUUCUCUCAGUCUGCAGACACGGGUGUAUCCAAACAUUGAAACUGAUGUGUACUGUAUAGUGUUGUACAUGAAUGUUUGUGUUUUAUAUACCACAUGCAAAAUGUCAAUAUGCACUAUUUAAAUGUUUUAAAUAAUAUAUUCCUCCUUUAUAAUGCUUAAAUCUAUAUGAUUCCAAUAUUUUUAUAAGUGAGUGAGUGAUCAGACUGGUUCCAAUUCAGAAUUAACAGCUGCUUCGUGUUCGUUAUGCAGUGUUUGGCUGUUUAUUCAGUAUAGUAGAUAAUAAGCAUGGCAACAGUUAUGCUGAGUGUGGUUUUGUGCCAUCCUUGUUGAGCAAUAAAUAAAUGGUAGAACUAGGCAUUUUGUGAUAUAACAGUUUUACUUUGGGAAAAGCAAGCCCUAUAUAUCUCAGUGGAUAUAUAGAUAUGGAGUAUAUAUAACUAAACCAGAUAUAAUUGCAUUGCUAUGUCUGGGGCUCAUUGUAUAGACUUUUAUAAUAAAAGUACCUUAACCUUUAUUGUCAUA
This is a messenger RNA of Pogoniulus pusillus (Red-fronted tinkerbird), 5672 nucleotides long. RefSeq names its product family with sequence similarity 13 member B (gene FAM13B). NCBI's taxonomy places the organism in Eukaryota, Metazoa, Chordata, Aves, Piciformes, Lybiidae. The record is from RefSeq and is a predicted model, not a curated record. The coding region runs from base 509 to 3370 and encodes 953 amino acids. The transcript has 25 exons. Gene Ontology annotation, biological process: signal transduction.